CUUGAAUAAUACUGAUAUUCAUUAGAAAUAAUAACUAUAUAUUGACAUCAUGUUUAUGUAUAUAUUUUUAAAAUAGUAUUUAUUAAUGAAGAUGAAAAAGAUAAUCAAAAUCUUGUCUCCAUCUAUGAGUUAAAACACGUACUAAUGUGACAGCUAACAGUAGCCAUUUAAGUUUUUUGACGUUUGCAAAUACAAGCAUCGUUUUUGUAACCUCAAAAUUAAGUUUUUAAAUAGAAAUACCCGAAAAAAAUGGCAAAUACAAACACAGAUCUAACAGAAGAAGAUGCCGCCGACUUACAAUUUCCCAAAGAAUUUGAAAAUGCCGAAACGUUGCUUAUUUCCGAGGUCCAUAUGCUGUUAGAGCAUAGAAAGGAUCAAAAUGAAUCUGCAGAAGAUGAACAAGAAUUUUCGGAUGUCUUUAUGAAAACCUUGACGUAUACUGAUAGAUUUCGCAAAUUUAAAAACAAGGAAACCAUAUCGGCUGUUAGAAAUUUAUUAAUGCAAACCAAAAAAUUACACAAAUUUGAAUUGGCCGCUAUUGCGAAUUUGUGCCCAGAAACCACUGAAGAGGCAAAAUCUCUAAUUCCUUCCCUGGAAGGGCGGUUUGAAGACGAAGAACUUCAAGCUAUAUUGGAUGAUAUUCAAACGAAGAGGAGUAUACAGUAUUGAAUGUUUUAGGGUU
Messenger RNA from Psylliodes chrysocephalus, 682 nucleotides. NCBI's taxonomy places the organism in Eukaryota, Metazoa, Arthropoda, Insecta, Coleoptera, Chrysomelidae. The record is from the annotation of a GenBank genome assembly.